GAAAGAGGUGUAUCUGUAACUAUUUAUUGUACCGUUCCGAAGCAGGCUGGGCUCGUCUGACGCAGAUCAUCUCUCUCCGGGCAGUUCAGAAGGAGUCUUCAAGGAUUUAGCCUCAAGAUGUCGAAAGAUGUCCCACGUGAGCCAGAGCAGCUCCGCAAGCUGUUCAUCGGAGGUUUGAGCUUCGAGACAACAGACGAGAGCCUGCGGGCUCAUUUUGAGCAAUGGGGGAGCCUUACAGAUUGCGUGGUCAUGAGGGAUCCCAACAGUAAGAGAUCCAGGGGCUUUGGCUUUGUUACAUACUCAUCAGUACAAGAAGUUGAUGCUGCCAUGAGUGCUCGCCCCCAUAAGGUCGACGGAAGAGUGGUAGAGCCUAAACGCGCUGUUUCCAGGGAGGACUCAAACCGGCCAGGUGCCCAUGUAACAGUCAAAAAGAUCUUUGUUGGAGGCAUCAAGGAAGAUACAGAGGAGUCGCACCUGCGGGAUUACUUCCAGCAGUUUGGUAAAAUUGAGGUUAUUGAUAUCAUGACUGAUCGUAAUAGUGGAAAGAAGAGGGGCUUCGCCUUUGUCACCUUUGAUGACCACGAUUCAGUCGACAGAAUUGUCAUCCAGAAAUACCACACAAUAAACUCUCACAACUGUGAAGUGAGGAAGGCCCUUACAAGGCAGGAAAUGCAGAGUGCAGGAAUGGGGAUGAGAGGUCGCAACAGUGGCGGAAGGCCCUAUGACUAUGACAGAGGCUUCAAUCAGGGUGGCAGGGGUCGAUAUGGAGAUGGCCCUUACAAUUGCAAUGGAGGUGAUGGUGGCUAUGGAGGUGGUCCUAGCGGACCUGGUGGAUAUAAUAAUGGUGGCAACCGUGGUUAUAACCAAGGUUACAACCAAGGUGGAGGCGGAGGCUAUGGAGGAAACGGUUAUGACAGCAACGGUUAUGGCAACUGUGGUGGUGGAGGCGGUGGUGGAGGCGGCGGCGGUAACUACAAUAACAUGGGCCACUACGACCCCCAGGCCUCUAACUUUGGCCCAAUGAAGAACAACUUUGGUGGCGGCGGCGGUGGUGGCAGGAACUUUGGUGGCUAUGGAGGUGGUUCAAAUAAUGGUGGAUAUGGCCGUCCAGGACGAUUUUGAAAUGUGAAGUGGACUGAGUACUUAGGAGAGGAGAGCAAGGAGAGGAGAGGAAGCGAAGUGACAGGGCAGCUGCAGGUUUACCUCCUAAAUCUGCUCAGCCAAACAGUUGUGGCAGGUUACAGCUGCUGCAAGAAGAGAUGUACAGUAGAUAAAAUCAUGGAGGGUCUUCAUUUAAACGUUUUUUUUUUUUCAUCAAAAUGUGUUUCUGGAAAGCAAGCAUUCCUGAGGUUUUAUGUAGAUUUUUCUUUAAGUCUGGUUUUUAUUUGUAACUGCAUCAAAUCAAGCUGAAAUAAACCAUCUUUCAGUUUUUUUUAAAAAGUCUUCUUAGCCUCUUCAGUGGUCUGGGAAAGGGAGGGUUCACUAUUAGAUGCUGCACGAAGCGUGAGAGUGUGUGUGUGUGUUUGGGGGUGUCUUAUUUUACAUAUCGUGAGCAGUCUGGAAAGGCCCAUUUCCUUGAGACAUGCAAAAUGCCCUACACUAGUCACGACAUACUCCAUGAGUCAUAAGUCAACGCAUUUAAAAUGCCAAUACAAUACUACGGGUUGAGGGAUGAGAAGUGGUGUGCAAAUACAAUCAUCAUAAAGAGCCCAUCACUUGGUACAGACUCUACCCUGAGUUCUGCAAAGAUCAUCUGGAGGAUGCUAGCUUACAUGCAAAGUCUUUGAGGCUAGCCAUGGAAGCCAGCUGAGGGAGAGAAGUAGCAAAACCAUCGCCAGGAUCAUUGAAGCAGGGGAGAGUGAGAACAGAAGCCUGAGGCUAGCAGGCAGCAGCUACCAAAAGGCUUAAAUGCUGUCUGUAGGUAUCUACACAUGGUCUCCAAAAACCUAAUUUCAUUUCAAUGACAAUGGCUCAUUUGGGUUUACUUGAACAAUCAUGCUGGUGCUGAAGACUUUUUACCUUUUUAACUGCUGUGCAGUGGGUUUUUAAUGUUUUUUGUCUUUUUUUUUAAAAUAAAGUAUUUUUUACAAAGUA
Messenger RNA from Xiphias gladius (swordfish), 2094 nucleotides. RefSeq names its product heterogeneous nuclear ribonucleoprotein A1b (gene hnrnpa1b). NCBI's taxonomy places the organism in Eukaryota, Metazoa, Chordata, Actinopteri, Istiophoriformes, Xiphiidae. The record is from RefSeq and is a predicted model, not a curated record. Gene Ontology annotation, molecular function: RNA binding. Bases 118 to 1122 code for a protein of 334 amino acids. The transcript has 13 exons.